Messenger RNA from Alternaria burnsii, 3390 nucleotides. RefSeq names its product aldehyde dehydrogenase. The transcript is spliced from 4 exons. The coding region runs from base 1 to 3390 and encodes 1129 amino acids. Lineage: Eukaryota; Fungi; Ascomycota; Dothideomycetes; Pleosporales; Pleosporaceae. Gene Ontology annotation, cellular component: cytoplasm; membrane. The record is from RefSeq and is a predicted model, not a curated record. Gene Ontology annotation, molecular function: aldehyde dehydrogenase (NAD+) activity; glycosyltransferase activity. Gene Ontology annotation, biological process: aldehyde metabolic process.
AUGCCGGGCCCUAUCAUGUCAUACAACAAACUGGCGAUCGUCAGUGGUGUGUUUAUUAUCAUAUGCAUUCUGAUAAUUUCGACGACAGCUGGACUGCAUGAAAGCGGUUCCAAGGUAGUCGAGAAGAUUAAGGAAUCCGCAAAGGAGGCAGCCAACGAUGUCUGCAACAACGACCGCCCAGUUUUUGGCAAGCCUACUAUCAGCGACUCCUUCCUCAGGCUCUACGAAUCCAUACGGCACCCCAUAGACGAUCCAUCGUAUACCGACGCGUCGGGAAAAAUACACGAAGUGAAAGAAGACGCGCCGUGGUGGCGAGAGCCACUUAGGAGCGAAAUAUUGAUUGUGGACAUCGACACCAGGGUGCCCAACAAGAAGAAUGAGCUCUGGAAUAAAGAUCGUCUGAACUGGGAGACGAUGAAGUCGGAGGGCGAUGGUGGUAUGGUCAGCGCGGCCUUUAUGAACCACUUCUUUUACGCGCAAAUACACGGCUACGACUACCGCUUCAUCAACGCGCACGACAUGGAGGGAAUGCACAACACCUGGGUGAAGCCGCACGUUCUCGACGCCCUCCUUAAGAAGUACAAGUUUGUCGUCUUUAUUGACGCCGACGCAACGAUAAGCCACCUCGAAGUCCCGAUCGAAUGGCUCUUCAAUCGCUGGGGCAUCACACCGGAAACCAGCAUCGCCAUGCCCUUCGAUACACGACAGACGCUCAACGGCGACGAACACGCAUCCGAAGAUAGCCGCGGGAAGCUCGCCCUCAACACUGGCGUUGUUAUUGCACAGUCCCUUCCACAUACCUUCGAUAUGCUAGACGCAUGGAAAGAGUGCCCGACUGGUGUGCGCUAUCCAGACUGCAAGCGGUGGGCCAAGGAGUGGUCACACGAGCAGAAGGCGUUUUCGGAAUACAUUCGAUACGAUUUCAAUCCGAACGGUACCAACAUUGUCGAGAUACCAUGCAAUGAUGCGAUGGGAUACCCGGGUCUGACAGAGCAUACAUGGAUUACGAGCAAGUGUACAGGCCAGUUCAUCAGGCACCACACAAUCGAUAAACAGCGAACGAAACAAAGCACCGAGGCAGCUAUGAUGCAGAGCUUGACUGAUUUGCUGCACCAGGAGUUGCAUGGAAAGCGGGAUACAUACUUUGUCAAGGAGAGCAAGGAGAGCAAGAAGACCAGGACCAUCAUGGCGGAACUAGCCCCUUUGGAACACACGCCCAUGGACGACAUCGCGCCCACGUGCGCCAAGGUACGCGCCAGCUUCCUCUCGCACAAGACCAAGCCGCUCGAGUACCGCAUCCAGCAGCUGCGGAAGCUGUACUGGGGCUUCAAGGACAAUGAAGAGCUCAUCAAGGAGGCGUGCAAGCGCGACCUGGGCAAGCCGUCGUUCGAGACAUACCUGACCGAGAUCUCGUGGUGCAUGAACGACUGCAUCUGGAUGGCCAACAACGUGCCGCGCUUCGCAAAGGACGAGAAGGCGACCGACAUCCCGUGGACAAACAUGCCCCUCAGCCCGCGCAUCAAGAAGGACCCGUUGGGCACCGUGCUCAUCAUUGGCGCCUACAACUUCCCCAUCCAACUCACCCUCGGCCCGCUCAUCGGCGCCAUCGCAGCAGGAUGCACCGCCAUCGUCAAGCCCUCCGAGUCGGCCCCCAACGCCGCCGUCGCAAUCGAGAAGAUCCUGCGCGAGUCCCUCGACCCGGACUGCUACACGUGCAUCCAGGGCGCCAUUCCCGAGACGACGGCCCUGCUCGACCAGAAGUGGGACAAGAUCUUCUACACUGGCGGAGAGGUCGUCGCCAAGAUCAUCGCGAAGAAGGCGGCCGAGACGCUCACGCCCCUCACGCUCGAGCUGGGAGGCAGGAACCCCGCCAUUGUCACAAAGCACGCCGACCCAAAGCUCGCCGCCAGGAGGUUGCUAUGGGCCAAGACACUCAAUGCAGGCCAGGUCUGCCUCAGCCAGAACUGCACCUUUGUCGACCGUGAGAUCGUCCCAGCUUUCAUCGAGGAGAUGAAGAAGCAGCUCCAUGAAUUCUACCCAGACGGCGCUCGGAACUCGCCCGACUAUGGCCGCAUAGUCAACGAGCGCCAGUUCCAGCGCAUGAAGAAGAUGCUCGACGCUAGCAACGGCAAGAUUGUCAUUGGCGGCACAAUGAACGAAUCCGACCUCUUCAUCGAACCCACCGUCGUCCAGAUCAACGACAUGAACGACAGCAUGGUCACCUCGGAAUCCUUCGGCCCCCUCCUACCCAUCCUGCCCGUCGCCAACCUCGACGAAGCCAUCCGCAUCGCAAACGAGAUCCACGACACCCCCCUCGGCACCUACGCCUUUGGAAACAAGGCCGAGUUGGAACAAAUCAUGGGACAAACGCGCAGCGGAGGUGCCUCUCUCAACGACGGUUUCUUCCACGGCUCCAUACCCACCAUGCCUUUUGGUGGCGUCGGAACAAGUGGCCAGGGCGCAUACAGAGGCAAGGCCAGUUUCGAUACCUUUACCCACCGCCGGAGUGUGACUACCACACCAGCCUGGCUUGAGGGUCUCAUGGACGUCAGGUACCCGCCAUACACUCUCGCAAAACAGAAGAAGUUUAUUGGCAUGAACGACGUCAAACCCAACUUCGAUCGUCAGGGUAGAGCACUUGGCUGGGGUGCGUGGUUUAUGGGUCUAGUAGGCUUGAAAAGCUUGGCUGCUGUCGUUGGUCUCACGUCCAUCAACAAACUUUCUGCUGCAGUCGUUGUAUAUUACAAUUAUAGAAGCAAAUCCGUAAAUCGGACUAACCAUAAUUUCAAGUUCGCUAGUCAGCCUAUCAGCAACUUUACAACAAUGACACCGUUCUUCCUCAACGGAAAAAGCCCAAGGACCAUGCAGCGAGAGCUCUUGACUAACGACUAUCACGGUCACGAACACUACCGACAAGAUACAAGUAUGCAGUCAACUUCAACAGGACUAGGACGUCGAACACGCAUCGUGCAUCCAUCCCCUUUCAGAAACACCCAAGACCCGUCCAGCUAUGAGCGCCUCCCAUCAUGGUUUACAUCACGCGGCUCUAUAUACCCAUAUAUCCCCAAGCGUCUUUCAGCUUCCAUGUCUGCUGCUGAAAGCGCGCACAGGAGUCUUACUUACGAUUUCUACAAGUCACACUUUUCAAUUUACUCUCUUGGAUCAGAAAGAUACAGCAAUCGCUAUACUACAUACUAUCCGAACUGUCAACCUGAAUACCCGCUCGUCCAAAAGAGGAAGAAGAAGAAGAAGAAGGCGGAUGAUGCACAUGUGCAGCAGGAAAGGGAUGAGCUAGUGUUUGUGAGGACGAGAGGAAAUAGAGUUGAGGAUCGUGGAUGGAGGAAGACUGAAAAGGAGGUACAAUGGCUUAGGGGACGGCGCUGGAUAUGA